AUGUCAAUGUUCGGAAUGGGUCGUCCUCAGCCAUCCUCGCAAGAGAAAAUCGCUGCUGCUGAGCAAGAGAUGGAUCUUAUUACUGAUAUGUUCAACAAACUCAGUCAGUCAUGCAUUAAGAAGUGCAUUCCUAAAGAAUACCGCGAGGGCGAACUCAACAAAGGCGAGGGUGUCUGCAUUGAUCGAUGUGCGGCAAAGUUUUUCGACGUGCAGAUGAAGAUCUCCGAGUUAUUACAAGCAGAGGCAGCAGCUAAAGGAGCUGGUGGCGGUGGUUUUGGAGGUGGUGGUUUUGGAAUGUAA
Sclerotinia sclerotiorum 1980 UF-70 is the source of this 300-nucleotide messenger RNA. RefSeq lists its product as hypothetical. The record is from RefSeq and is a predicted model, not a curated record. NCBI's taxonomy places the organism in Eukaryota, Fungi, Ascomycota, Leotiomycetes, Helotiales, Sclerotiniaceae. The coding region runs from base 1 to 300 and encodes 99 amino acids. Gene Ontology annotation, cellular component: mitochondrial inner membrane. Gene Ontology annotation, biological process: protein insertion into mitochondrial inner membrane. The transcript is spliced from 2 exons.